ACAGUCAGUUUAAAUAGACUCAGUUUCGGGUUCCUCCUCUCUGACAGACCGACUGCACGCGCAGACAACAUGAAGAACCAGAACAAAGACCAGUUCACUGGGACGGGACGGACCCAGGAAACCAUCAUCCCCAAGGUCCGGUAUCACCCGACCAUCCAGACCCAGACAACCGGGGACGGAGCACGAGCCAAAACCAGGAUCAGUCAAACCCAGAAGACCAGAGCUGCUGCUGUGCGCCCCCCAAAGACUGGGACUGACAGUAAGCCAGUCCAGGAGAACCAGGAUGCCAACAAAACUCCUCAGGUUGAUCCAGCUCCUGCUGUGAGACCACGUGCUGGUGGAGGACGAAAACAGGGCGUUCAGACACCUGUUAAGAAACCGAAUCAGAAACAGGUUCAGGGAGCUGCUACAGAUCCAGAUCCACCUCAAACACCAGACCAGCUCCCUGGCAUAGCCCCUCCCAGACCUGAGCAGGUCCCUCUGGGUCUGGGGGUCCAGUUGGACAGGUCUCUUGUGGAAGAAGUGGAGGUUCUGACCCGAGGACAGAGUACCAACCAGGACUGGUUCAUGUGGAGGAAGAACCGGAUCACGGCCUCCGUGGCUCACCGCAUCGCUCACUGCCGCUUCGUCAACGGCAAGAGCAAAACCCCGCCCACCUCCUACCUGGCUGCUGUCACAGGUGAGGGGCGGAGCAUCCAGACCAGAGCCAUGAGCUGGGGGGUCCAGAUGGAGGCCGAGGUCGUCCGCAGGUACCAGAGACUGAAGAGCGCUGCGUUGGGACGGUCCGUCUCCGUUCAGGACUGCGGUUUGUUCAUCGACGCUCAGAGGCCCUGGUUGGCUGCCAGCCCUGAUGGCAUUGUGACGGACAGCCGGACCGGCCAACGGCUGCUCUGCCUGGAGGUGAAGUGUCCCUACAAACACAGACACAAACGAGUGGAGGACGCCUGCGUGGAGGACUCCGCCUUCUGUCUGGAAAUACAGGACCAGAACGGACAGCAGCCCGGAGGGUCCCCGGUCUACCGCCUGAAGACGUCUCACAGUUACUUCACACAGAUCCAGUGUCAGCUGGCGGUGACCGGCCUGCGGCAGGCUGACCUCGCCGUCUUCACCCUGAAGGAGACAGCGGUCGUCCCAGUGACCUUUGACCCCGACCUGUGGCAGGUGACAGUGUCCAAACUGGAGGUGUUUUACAGGGACGGCGUCCUGCCUCACCUCAGAGGGAAGACACAGCAGGACGCAGCGGCGUGGACACCGGAGCCAUAGAAACGUGUCAUGUGUUCCCCGCUGCUCUGUGGUGACCUCUGACCUCUGCUUCUGCUUUCUAUGGUAACGCCUCUGCAGUGAGCUGUUCCUCACAACCUGUGCCUACAUUACCCACAAUGCAACUCUUCCUCUGACUGCUGGGUGGUGGAUCGUGGCCGGCUUCCCCUGGUCUCCCUGUGUUUAAACACAGACUGUAUAGAAGAAGGCGUAGUCAUGGUGAUGUCACCCGUUGGUUUGUGGACCGCCGUUUUGAAGCCUCGAGUUUGGCCGUUAUGGCGCCGCCAUGUUGAGUUUUUGCAACCAGCGUCACGGGACGUGACCAUAUUUGGACGAGACGGUGGA
Molecule: messenger RNA, 1605 nt
Organism: Micropterus dolomieu (smallmouth bass)
Lineage: Eukaryota; Metazoa; Chordata; Actinopteri; Centrarchiformes; Centrarchidae
Exons: 5
Coding region: 70-1263 (397 amino acids)
Source: RefSeq, a predicted model, not a curated record